Numida meleagris (helmeted guineafowl) is the source of this 11103-nucleotide messenger RNA. RefSeq names its product protein phosphatase 1 regulatory subunit 3E-like. Lineage: Eukaryota; Metazoa; Chordata; Aves; Galliformes; Numididae. The record is from RefSeq and is a predicted model, not a curated record. Gene Ontology annotation, biological process: regulation of glycogen biosynthetic process. Gene Ontology annotation, molecular function: glycogen binding; protein phosphatase 1 binding. The coding region runs from base 4199 to 5173 and encodes 324 amino acids. Gene Ontology annotation, cellular component: protein phosphatase type 1 complex. The transcript is spliced from 3 exons.
UCUGCAGUUUGUCUCUGAUUUGAUUUUCAAGGCACUGACUCUGUUGAGCCAAAUUAGCAUGGAACAUAUACAGAGGUUUGGGAAGCUCACUAGGAUUUAGCACCGUUAAGGUAAGAGUAUUAUUAAAUGCCCCACAAAGUCAUUUAAGUUAGGCAUUAAUUCAGUGAUCAGCAGUAUUAAAUACCUCAUCAGCAGUCAUUCAAAGUGAAUCUGAAUGACGAGGCUGCACUUCAUCCCCAGAAUAAACUGUUUAAGGCUCUCAUAGAUCUGUCUUAUGAUCAGGAAGAAACUAAACCUAUGUGAAAGUAACUGGCAUUCACCAGCUUAUAACGCUAUUGAAAGUAUUUAAAAAAAAUACAAAUAUCCCAGUGACUCACAAGAAAAUUUUAUUCUUUCUUUUCCUGUACAGGUUAACAAGGAGAAAAAAAAGACGUGAAAUUGCAAUAUAGCAAUGUCUGUUCAAUCUAGAUGGUAGCGCAGCUCUUGCAGUGUGGUGGAUCUUUAAGGAAGGUAAUAGGCCAGGAAGCAGUGGAACCACUGGUAUUUCUGAUGUGUUUUCUUCCUUGACUUCAACACACCUGUUCCUGACAUUGUGAGCUAAAGAGCCUUGGGUAUCAUGUUUUGUGUGCUCUGUUCUUUUUGUAUGUGGGAUCUGCAUGCGGGCAUGAUGACUGCUCUUUUUUGAAGCAACAGGAUUAGAAAUGGCCGCGAUGCUUUUGUCUGAUGUGAGAGCACAGUCCCGGGAUAACUGCUCAGGGUCUUCUUGCAGGAGUGCGACCUCGGUAUGACUUGAGGAAAAAUUAUGAUGGUUCAUGAAUUUCUGCAUUUUCCCUCAUUUAUCAUUCAUGAUGUCCGCUCCCGUUUUAUCCUUCUGCUCUGUUCAUUUCACAUCAUGACUGCAGAAGCAAUCUCAACUGAAGUACCACUGAGCACCUUCUGACAGAUAAUACCUUUUUUAUUCUUCCAUGAAGGGUCUGAAGUGUCCCUGGGAGUGGUGUCUUUCACAGGUGGAAGUAUUUGUGAAGAUUUUGAAGUCAAGGAUUCAAAGCCAUGUGGAUCAAGUGCCUGGGGUUUUAUUGCUUUAUGCCUUACAGCCUCUGGAUUCUUCUCAGCUCCUCGGUUCCACAGACUUUUAUUGACAGAUUUUUAUUGACGGGUUCUUCUUUUCACCUUGGUGUGUUUGAACAGCAUACCUUUUUGUUACACGUUUCUGAUGUAACGCCACAUGUUGUAGAACAGCAGUUAGACUUACUACAAUGGAUCAACAUCACUUCCCUUCCUGAAGCGGUGUCAGUGGUGGUGGCAUCUGCACUUCACUUGUUUUCUUAUUUCAACUGAUGUCUUGUGGUCUUGGCUUCUUGACCUGCACUUCUGUCAAUAGGUGGCAACAUGUCUAAGCAGAACAGGCACUUGGUGGAAGUUUCAUUUGCCUUAAAGUGCUUGACUUGUUUCUGCAGCUGAAAGCAGGCGAGUGGAUCAGUUCUACCCCAACCUUGCACCUGGUCACAGAGAAGCAUUAAAUCUAAGGCAGCCCAGAGCAGUGCAAGGAGAAAAACAUAGAGGAAAUAGUCUUUGCUGAUGCAAAUAAAUGCUCCUGCUAUUAGAGUGUUCUUCUGAGUACAAAAUAACAAGUAGAUGUAAUUCCUAUCCAGUUAUCUUGUGUUCUGAAGGAGCUCUGAACUGAAGAAGAGAGCAGAGAGUUACCACAACCCUUCCACGUGGGAGUCGUGCAGUUUUCUUCGCUAUAUGUAAAAGCAAUUAGCAAAAUAAAUUCCCACACCUCCAUGAAAUUGUUUUGAAGCAGAUUGUCAAAGAGGAAAAAAAUGUUAUUUCCCAUCCAGCCCUCCAGAGUGACGAGGGGAGCACCACCGCUGCAGUGGCCAGGCUUCCCCCUUCCCUUUUUUCCCCAGUGGCAGGGGCUGGCGGUGGGCCCAGCUGGGAGCGAGCCCAAGGAGUGCUGCUCUGACAAUUCAUGGAACCCACGCCUCUGUGUGAGGAAACAACGCAGUGCCGGGCUGAAAUGGGAGGGAUGAGAGGCACCCGAAGGAAGCAGACAGCAUGGAGAGUAUUAAAGAUUGAAUAGGAAGAGCAUGGCAUAUCAGAAAAAAUGGAUGUGAAAUGACCAGAUAGGAAAUGAAAGAAAAACCGUGAGGGAGAUGAAGAAAAGAGGAAAUGUUACAGUGUGGAUCUUGCAGUGUAAGGAAUCAAUCUCUUACAAUAGAUCACUGCCCAGCCAACAGAUUUUUAAAUAUGAAAAAUACAAAAAAAAAAACAAAAAUCAAUCGUACAGUGAAUGUAUUCUAAUUUCUAAAAUCAUGAGCGAGCACUACAGGGUUCUGUGCUUCCUUCACAGUCGCACCCCCACCAGCUGCCACUUUGUCCAUGCUGCAAGCAAGCAAGCAGAUUGGAUAUCAGGAAAAAUUCUUCUCCAAAAGUGGUCAGGCACUGGAACGGCCCAGGGAGGUGGUGGAGUCACCAUCCCUGGAGGAGUUCAAGAAAUGUUUAGAUGUGCUACUAAGGGACAUGGCUUAGUGGGAAAUAUUGGUGGUAGGUUGGACUGGAUGAUCUUGGAAGUCUUUUCCAUCCUUGGUGAUUCUGUGAUUCUAUGAAUCCUUUUAAAAAGAACGCAACUAUUUCCAUGACAAAAAAGUACUUUAAGCUGAAUGCUCUUUUUCACUUCCAAAGAAAAAGAUAUUUAUUUAUUUAUUUAUUUAUUUAUUUAUCUAUUUGCUCUUCCACUGCAGUCUUAAUUGGGGCUUUUUUUAGCUCCCAUACUUUCCCGAAGCCUUAAGCCAAUCUCAGAGUCCGGAGAGGCGGUUAAUGCUCACCUAAUAACGUUGCGUUGAGCUCCAUCAAGGCACACAGAAAGCAGACUCACAAGGUCAUGAACUGAGAUUGAUGAGAGUGCAUGAGAACACAGCAUGGCUCGUGUAUUCUCGGAACGCUCAUUUCUGUGAAGGAAGUGUGGAAACGGCCCAAGGAAUCCAUCCCGCAGCGUGACUCAAAGGACACGUAGGACAGUGCCACGAUCCUGGGCCUGUGAGUUCAGAGCUAAUCCUUCAUGUUCUUGCUCUUUGACUUCACCAAAAUUGCGCUCACGCGGUGAAUUUCAGAGAACGGCCCAACAAAUCCUUGGGAAUUAUAAUGGUGUCAAAUUUAACACCGCGAGGCAGAAUUUUUCCUUGCUUACGUGUUAUUAAAGAGAUUUUGAAUGCAGUGGAAAUAACCUGGGGAUUAGUUUUGUGCUUCCUAAGAAAGGAAUUAGAGCCAACAGUUCUAGCGUGAGGCAUCAGGGAGCUUUCCCCCGUGUUCUGGUGGCUUUUUGGUCCUCAUCAGGUUCGCUGGUCCCAUCACCAACCUCAUCACCGUACUUGCACCGGCAGCGGGACACAGUGCCGCGAGUGGAAUGACGAAGGUGGAAAAGCUCGGGAGUUAAGCGAGAAUUACAUGUCGACACGGUUCAGGCUCAGCCUCUGGCAGGAUCAUUGUUUUUAAUGCAAUUUACUAAUUAAAAACGAGCACCAGAUUACGGAAAGACUGGAGCGAAGCGGCUUGCUGGGGCGGAACUUCAGCUCCCUGCAGCGCCUGCGCCAGCUCCGGUUCUCAUUAACUAUAAUUCAUUGGAACGCCGUCCGGCCGUUAUUAAACCAUCUUCGGCACACAGCGCGGUUCGUGCCGUGACCGCGGCUCGCAGCGGGGCCGCUCCUGCGCUGCGGCAGGGCCGGGCGCGUCUGUUCCCUUCAGCAGAUGCACCGUAACCGCAUUAUCGCGGAUUAGCUGGAUUUCUUCCUUUAAACGCACACUGCGAGAACCGACCUGCCGGCCAACUGUUUCUUAUCGGCCCUUUUAAUCUGCCCGAGCCCGGCUUUGCUCCUUCCUUUCGCAGCUAUUUCUGUCACCGCUCGGCGGGGCGCAGCGCCGCGCGAUGCAUCUCCACGCUUCCACCGGGGAAUCCCUGCCUGUGCCGCCUCCUCCUCCUCCUCCUUCUGGCUGAGCUCCUCGAGGAAAGACCCAGAAGGCGGCGGCGCGGGGCUGGAUCUAGGGCAGCGGCGGGGCGCGAGCCGGGCCCGUGGGGGGGCGGGAUGAGUCGGGGCGCGCCCCAGCCCUGCCCCGCCGCAGCGCCGCAUGGCCCGCGGGGCAGAGCGGCCGCGGCUGCAGGAGCGCGGCCCCGCGCUAAGCGCUAAGCGCCGCAGCCCCCAUGGAUAAGGCGGCCUCGCUGCACAGCGCCGUGCCCGCGCCGUCGCCCCGGCUCUACCUGCCGCGGAACUUCAGCUGCAGCGCCUGCCUCUAUGGCAGCCUGGCCGAGCGCUGCAGGGGCGGCUGCAGCCCCGACGGCGACGCUCCGCCGCCGCCGCCGCCGCCGCCCGCCCCGCGGGACGCGGCCCCCGAGAAGCCGCCGCCUCCGCCCCGCGGCCGGGAGCCCACGCUGCCCGCCGUGCCGCCCAGCCCCACGCAGCGCCGCCGCGCCAAGUCGCUGCCCACGCCCGGGGAGCGCGGCCUGAGGCCGGCCCCGCAGCACAGCCCCUCGCGCCGCAAGACCGUGCGCUUCGCCGACUCGCUCGGCCUGGAGCUCAUCUCCGUGCGGCACUUCUGCGAGGCCGACCUGCCGCGGGUGCCGCCGCCCGCCGCGCCGCGCCACGCCGACCUCUUCAAGACCAGGAAGCCGCCGGCGCUGGGCGAGCUGGAGCCGGUGCCGUUCGGGCCGCCGGUGCCGUUCUGGCCGUCGCUGGAGCCGCUGUUCCCGCCGCAGCCCGGCGCCGGCCCCGGCUUCGCGGAGCGCGUGCGGCAGCACAAGGUGAGGCUGGAGUGGGUGCGCGCCGAGCCCGCGGGGCUGCGCGGCGCCGUGCGCGUCCUCAACCUGGCGUACGAGAAGGCCGUGUCCGUGCGCUACACGCUCGACCGCUGGGCCAGCUGCAGCGAGGUGCCCGCCGCCUACCAGCCCGCCGGGACGGCCGACGGCCUCACCGACCGCUUCGCCUUCCACCUGCCGCUGGGCCCCGCCGCCGCCGGCUCCGAGGCCGGGCUGGAGUUCGCCGUCCGCUACCGCGUGGCCGGGGCCGAGUACUGGGACAACAACGGCGGAGCCAAUUACCGCCUGCGGGGCCGGGCGCGCUCCCCCUCCUCGGGGCCGCCGCAGGACCCGGACAGCAGCGCCUGGAUCCACUUCAUCUGAGGGACCGAGCGGCCCCGUCCUCGCCCCGCGCCCCGGCGCUGCGCUGUAAGUCGGCAGAGGAUGCUUGGAAUUGCGUUCGCGGAUAAGCGAUGUGUGCUUUCUGUCCCGUUCGCGCUGCGCGGGGGGAGCGGUCCGACUCCGGGCAGCGGCUGUGGGCCGUGCGGGCUGCUCCGUCCCCCGGCCUUGGGGCGCUGGUCGGCGCUUCGGCGCCUGGAGCCCCGGCACUCGGCGUAUUCGAGCGUAUUUAGGAAAGUGCUGGGAGAAGUAGUGCGUAGUCGCUGGAAGAACCAACCGAGGGGUGUCGUAAAGGAAGAGUUCUGCUUUAAAGUCCUCGCGGUGUGCGGUAAAGAUCUGUCACGCUGCGGUAGGGCUGCCCCGCAGGGAUGCAGCGCGGCAGCCAGAGGUGGCAGGAGCUCGGCCGUGGUGGUGGCUCUCACCCCUGCAGGUUGAUUUCCAUUUCCCGUCUGACUGAAGUUCCUCAGCUAAGGUGUCGGUGCAGGAGCGCACUGCUUGGAAAACGCUCCAAAUUUUGCUCCCAAAUUCCAGAAUAGGGCAGAUUUCACAAAGCUGGAUAAGCUCUGGCCGAAUGAAGAAAAGCCAUAUCUUGCCAUAUAAAGAUAAGUGUAUCGAUAAAAGCAUUGGGGUGACAGAGUAUGUUGACUUCUGCCUUCAAAGCUGUGUUUUAGAUUGAUGUGAGCAGUGAAGUGUUUUCUAGCUUGCUUUUUGAGGCAGUGGACGUGGGCUUCUGACCCUCCGGGAGCUCAGCAGGAGAGAGACCUCCGGAAUGCCACUGCUCAGAGGGGUAAAACUCAUGUUGGUAUCAUAGAAUCGAUUGAGUUGGAAAAGAUCCUUUAAGGCCAUCUGGUUCAGCUCCCCUGCAACGAACAGGGACACCUACAGCUCCAUCAGGUGCUCAGAGCCUGGUCCAGCCUCACCUUUAGUAUUGAAUGGGGCUUCUACCACCUCUCUGGGCAACCUGUGCCAGUGCCUCACCACACCUACUGAGGAAACUUCCUCCUAUCCAGUCUAAAUCUCUCCUCUUUUAGCAUGAAACCAUUUCCCCUUGUCCUGUCACAGCAGCCCCUGCUCCAGAGUCUGUCCCCUUCCUUCUUACAGCCCCUUUAGUUACUGACUGGCUGCUCUCCGCUCUCCCUGGAGCCUUCUCCUCCCCAGGCUGAAAGGACUCAGUUCUCAGCCUGUCCCCAUAGGAGAGGUGUCCCACCCCUUGGAACAUUUUUGUGGCCCUCCUCUGGACAUGCUCUAACAUGAUCUCUAGGAGGGCUGUAAGAUGGAAUCUUGAACAUUUUGGAUCUUCUUUGGGUUUUUCAGGAACGACAUUAAUUCUAACUAACUGUGUUUUGGGGUUCCUUGUAAGUAUAUUGAACUGCUUGGUUGGUGUCAGGUUCUCAAGGAACCUUUUGAUUUCAAUCGGAAUUGGGAGCACUUUUGUCUCCUGCGGGUCUGGUUCCAUCAGAAUAAUUGAACUGAUGAAUUCUGGAGAAAAACGAUUUGGCAACUUGAUGGAAAACGAGCAUUUCCUUUAAUUCCUCUAGACCUCUUUCUGGUCUAAUAGAAAAUCACAAUGACGGUAGCUGUUCUAUUCUAUCAUAGCUUGGUUUUAGUUCCCCACCAAGUUUUCUCAUCCCUGUGGUCUUAAUAGAAGCAGAAUAUAAAAGAAACAUAUUGCCAGGACCUACUGAGUAUCUCAGAUGUUAGAGUAUUAAGGCCCCGAUCUUGUAAUAAAGUAGCACUGUGUAUUUAGUACACAUCUACAAAGAUAGAAUUGCAGAAGUAGGUCUUAGUUUGUGAUAAAAGCAUACUGAGUGGUGUAUGGCUAAUGAGAGCCCAAGUGUCUUUUAGUUAAACCUAGCUUUUUGUAAGAGCCUUAAUGCUGGAGAGAAGGGAAAGGACUUAUCUCCAUUUGGAAGCACUUUGAGAUAUGGUGGGAAUACAGCCAAACACCUUUGUAGUUAUGCUAUAGCUUUCCAAAAUGUUUUUUUUCUUGGCCUUCUGUACCCACAUACUAAACCAAGAACUUAUUCUGGAGCAUCCUGAUGCUGUUGCUCGAGGGGAAAAAGUAAUUUCUAUGCAUUUUAGGUUAACCGGAGCUAUAACUUUUUAAAUGAAGUUUUAUCCCCUUUUUUGAAUAAAUAUCUGAAUAUUAAACCUUUGUGGGACGUAGUGCACCAGAAGAACAUUUUGCAAAGCAGGCUCCUGAGCUUUGAAGCAGCUCAGCCUGUCUCCAGCUCUGAAUUUUGUGCGUAGCUUUAUGGGCUUGAUCUUGAACACAGAUUAUCGGUGACGUGUGUGUCGCUCCAGUAGAAGAUCAAGUCUUCUGGAGGCACUUAGGGACUUCUGAAAGCCUCCGAAGGUGAGGUUGGCCCAGAGGAUGCUACUGGCAAAGUCUGUGGAAGAAGUCUGAGCUGUUUUAAUAGAAACUCCUCAGCGAUAUAUGCCAAAGCUGCACUGCUUUGCUUGCACAUUUUCACUUCUAUCACGUUCGUUUAUUGUCAAGACAGGUUUCAAAAAGAUGUCUUCAGGUGCACUGAGUGCAAGCACUUUUCCCGCUGGCAGCGCCCAUGUAUGGCUCCCACCCCUCAGUCUUCAGCCUGGUGCUGUCCCUGUGUGGUUAGCCAGAAGCACUGUGACCAAUGGAGGGGAAAGGCAACUCCCAAACAGAAAUUAGAAUCUACGUAAAUGAUAACUUUGGAGGAGGAAAACCUGUGCUGAACAGGGUGCUUCUCUGCCCUGCAGGACGUCAGUCAUUUUAAUGGGAGCAGGAGCAAGAGAACUUCUUAAAACACAUUUCUAAAGAAAGAAGUUUCACGAAAUGAACUUUCAGAGGCAAAGUAAAAUAUUUGAAUUAUUUUUCAGGAGAAUAAAUUGUCUCCAAGCCAAUCUUCUCCCGGAACACAAAUGUCAGCUCCACUAUUUUUGCUUGCGUGACUAAAGCCCGUGGCACCUUCCCCUCCAAGUGAUGUAGAAUGGUGUAGGCAAGGCAAUAAUCCUUAGGUAGCGUGCUUCACUUCCAACUGAAUUAUUCAUCGCUUGUGUCUUUGGAGAUGCAGAGAUGUCUGUCAUUGAUUGGGCAAAAUCAUAGCUUUAUGGAACGUGCCAUUUAUUUUAUGUGCAAUACAGUGAUACUUUCUGCAGUAAGUCAAGUUGUACUGUAUGUCUAUAGACACUAAUGUCUGCUGUUGCACAGUUAAGCUGCUUGAUUUUUUGCAUGCGAUUCCAUGUCUCUUAUGGCAACAUUUCCGAAAUCUACCCAAUUAGUAGGAAUCCUAACAAGAAUCAAACCAAUUAAGUGACUGUAGACUGAAUUUCAGCUCGCUGGCUGUAUUACUCUUCGUUAGCGUAAGAACAAGAAUUGAAACGUCGUACUCAUUGUCAAUACACGUACAUUUCUUCAGGCUAAUUAAUUAUCUCCUCCUUUUACCAUUUGCAGAUAACUUCUUGAUGCGUAUGUGUGUGCCUCAGUGUCCCAUUAAAUAGCUGAGUGAGUGCACACUGUUACUCCAGCACGUGUGGGGGACGAUGGAUCACCUCAGUGAGCAAAUGUCCGUUCACGCAAACGCACGAUCUCUUUGCACAUACAUGAAAUGUUUGGUGGUAGCGCCAACAGGCAAACAUCUGCUAAUUCUGUGUUUUAACGUCAUCCACAAAAAUACUCCAAAUCUGCUUUUUAACCUGUUAUUAAAUGUCUAUACUGGAAUCUUUACGUGCCUUUCAGCUUUUCCUAGGAAGAGGUCUUACGUGUUCCUUAACACUCCCACUGCAUGUCCAGUAAUGGCUUUCUUAUUAAAAUGAAAUGAAUACCAAAAAUAUAAUAAUCAAUUCUCAUUCCGGAAGCGUUUUCAGCUGUUCCAGAAAUGCCAUAUCUGUAGCAGCCAGAAGAAUUGGAUAAUGUUUUCCUGCAUUAGCGUGAAAGCAAUUACUGUCAGAACCACAUCUUCCUGGUAUACCUCUAAAAUUAUGUCGUUGGGUAAAAAAACUGUGACUGUACUAAGUAUAACAAAAUAUAUUUAUUGUAUAUAUUCACCACUUACACAGAUAUUCUAAAUAUAUAUUCCAUCUCAGAGCAGAGGUUCUAGUUUUUUAUGAGAUAUAUUUCUGUAGAUGUGAUCAUCUUUACAGCUUUUCCUGUGAUUUCUCUGAUGCUGCAUAAUGCUUAUAGCUUAUAGGUGGACUUGAUCUCUCUGCACACUCUGUACAAUGGGAUUCAAGUGCUCACUGUAAAGGAUAUCUGAAGAAAACAAUUUCUACUUUCUGAUGCUGUGCUGCACGGCCUUUUGGCAGACUACCCCUAAUUCUCUUUCUGAAAGCACUCCACGUGUCCAUGUGCUGAAUAUAUGGCGGGGUUACCUACUGAAAUGAAAAUAAUGUUGAGUGCUGAAAUUAAGGUUUUACGAUCAUGUACAGUUUGAUGGAGGAAGUAAACGUGGGCUCUUUCUUUACCCAGUUCUUGAAUGCUGCUUCUAACUUAUUUUGAAGAGAGUUUUUUUGACCCAGGAUUUCCCCAUCCUGCAUGAAUAUCCUCUUCCUUCAGCUAUUCUGAGUUGCGUUUGAGCUUUCCGUUUUUGAGAAAGAUCGGAUUUUAUUUUUAUGCAACAUGAAAAAUUAUUUUACAUUCCAUUUUGUGGGGAGGCAGGAAAACAGCUUUCCUUCUACUUUUGCUCUUUUAAUGUUAAAUAAUAGCAUGCAGAAUAAAAUAUGCUUGAAAUAACAUAUGCACUAGGAAUUCCAAAGAAUAUAGCUAAGAAAAAUGUCAAAUGUGAGAUAUGCUUUUUAAAAUGUAUGUGCUCUCAUUUAGCAAGGCAGGAAAAAAAACCCUAGUCCCCAUUGCAAGUGUAUUUCUACCAAGGAGUUCUUUCUAUGCAAUAUGACGGUGCGCCUGUUCUUCAGGGGUAAACCUGGUUGGUAUCGUUGCUGUGUUGGUGUGUUGUGUGUAGAAUAUUCUGUUAAAAGUGUCAUUAACGAAACUGGGUCUUAAAUAGCGUUAGAUUUUGAGGCUCUUUUGUGUCCAGUCCGACUUCACUAAACCAUAAGCACCCUCUGAGGAACAGCAGCAAGGCGGUAUCUCAUAGACGUGCAGUGAGGUGUCGUGCAUUGAGCUUUCCUCUAGUCCAUGUCACCUUCCAGGAGGAAACACUGCGUUACCAUCGUGCUUUCAAAUUUUGUAUUCCUGUAUCUUAACAACAAACCAAACUGUAUUAUACUUUUACACUCAGACAGCUAACACGUGUGUUUUUAAAGCCAAUCCAAAGUACCCCAAACCCCAGAUUGUUGGGAUUACUGUCAAGUCCCAUCUCCAAACUGUGGUAUCCCAAGCGUUUGUGUGCACUGUGUAGCUGGCUCGGUGGGCAGCACCCCAGCACCAUGUUCUGUGCUUUCAGAGGGCCAGGACACCCCAGCUGUGCCUGGGUGCAGGAGCCUGUAUCUGGGGGACAGCCCAUGCUGCGCUGCAGGAAAACUAACUGCCGGGACAGAAAGUUACUUUUCUUGAAGCGGUUUAAACAAACCUAAACUCCCCCGGUACAGCGUUAAAUUGUUGCUCUUGGUAAUGGAGAUGCUGUCUGUCCAAGGCAGUGUCUGUAACGUGCAAGCUUGUAUUGUUUCCUUGAUUUACACGGGCUUUGUUGAAGAAAGAAUUUGUUCCUGACUAUGAACAUUACUGGUCUGUUCUUUUGGUUGCAGUUUCUUCUGCAAUGUUGAUGCUUCACUAAGUAAUGUUUGUUUCUAACGUUUGUAAAAAUAAUGUCAUAUCACCAGAAGUUCAAAAUCCACUUUUUCUAAUAAUGCCUUGUAACGUAGCCUUACAGUAUUUCAGAUUAUUUUCCACCAAAAUGGCAUCUAGUCACUGGUUGUCACGUAUAUUUAUAAACCUGUAGCUUCUCGAUGUCAUUAAAGAUUAACAAAACAAAUUGUGA